Messenger RNA from Coregonus sp. 'balchen', 30834 nucleotides. NCBI's taxonomy places the organism in Eukaryota, Metazoa, Chordata, Actinopteri, Salmoniformes, Salmonidae. The record is from the annotation of a GenBank genome assembly.
AUGAAGGUAAAUGGGCUCAUUGAUAGAGUAGAUGGGCCGCUAGUCCAUUUGGGUUCACCUUCUAUUAAAUGGUGCUAAAACCUUCACAGUGGUCCAUGCACUUACUGAGAACCAGGGAUAGGCUACCCAGCCUGGCAGCCUCACAGGGGCCUGUGAGACAAUACCAUGCCAAUACCAUGCUAUUCUCCUGGGCUUAGCUCCGGGGAGGGGGUUAACAACGUCUCUGAACGGCCCACUCUGGUGGGCUUCUACUGGGUAGACCCAAUCUGAGAUCCCCCUUUCAGGCCCUCCUAGCAAUUACUUCAGGGGCCUUUGCCAGGGCCCUAAUCCAGCCAAACUCAAAGCUGGAAGGCUAAUUAGUGACAAGCUUUUACUGUCCAAAUCUCCUGUAGCUGCACAAUGGCAGGUCUCCCCAUGCCAGAACAAAUGGGCCCUAAAUGUCUAUAGUGUGUAGGCUGGACAGAAGAGAGUAAUAGGACUUGAGUGAGUUUGAAUGCACAUUAUAAAACAACUAUUAGUGUAAGGUAAUGAGUAGGCUGGGCAGGGAGUGAAUCAGGAUGGGGAUGAGUGGGCAUGGCUGGGAUAGACAGGGAGGGAAAUACUGUGCUAAUUUGUCUCCAUAUUUCUGUCAAACAAAUUACAACAAUCCCUUGUUUUGGGAUUUUCUAACAUGGAAGUUAGAACAACAAUGGAUUUAUGUCAAUUUCAGUAUUUAUAUUUUUUGUCAUUGUUAUGUGUGUGCAUGCGUGCGUGCAUGUGACACCCUUGUUUCUCCAAAUAUAAUGAAAAUACUGCACUGCACAAACAUUGCCGUAACCUGGAUGUAUAGGUCAUUUUCUCAUCCCCUUUUGUCUCUCUCUUUCCAGAAGGGCAGCUUGAGACAGAUCCUGGUGGUCAAGGAGAGUCGUCUGGAGUCUGGUCAGUUCCUGGUCUUGACCGUCAUCUCCAUGGUCCUGAUCAUGGGGGCGCUGGCAGCGUCCGGCUGGCUCUUCUGCCUGCGCCACCGUUCCCACCUCCAACUGAAGGAGAAACUAGCCAGCCUGGGGACUGACACCAGCGCUGAUGCAACCGCAACCUAUCAGGUGAGAGGAGCCUCCUCGUCCUCAGCCAAUCUCAGUGCAGCAGUUGAGUGCUCUACUGGUAGAGCAUGCGCUCUGGUCCCGGUCCCUGACACUAGACUUAUUCUGAUUGGUCUGCAGUGACACGUAGUCGCUGUGUAUUGAAUGAGUUGAUUUUAAGGGAAUAUCUGGUUGUUGUUUGGUUUUUGUCACACUUGUGACAGUUGGUUGUAGAAUGUGUGUUUGUUCAUGAUAGAGCUAGGUUGUGACUUAAGGCUGGUUAUCAACAGAAUAUAUUGAUAUGUAAAAUUUUUGUAACCCAAUUGCAAGAUUACCCUUCAUUUGAUUCUGUAUUAUGUGAAAGUGUUUUUUGUGGUUUGGUUGUAAUUUAAGACAUCAAGGAAAUAGAAUAAACAAUUGCCAGUCAAAUGUUAGCCUCGUAAAACCAGACUGACCGCUGCGCUCAGCCUGGUUUAACAAGGCUGGUCAAAUGUUUCUAGAAGUCAAAAUUUCCAGUGAGAGUUGUAUUGGCUAUGACCUAUGACUAGGAGAGGGGCUUUUUAGCAGGGGAGCGGGUUCAUUGUGUGACCUAUUCCUUCCAUUCCUCCAGGUCUAGCGGCUGGCUGGGUGGCUGGCUCGUAUUGAUUUUGUCUUGGCCUCAGCUGUGCUCAGUGUGGACACUCAUCACAUUUCACAUUUACAUUCUCAAUAUUUAAUCAGCCUUUCACAGUGUCUUUCCCGAUCGUACACACUGAAGAUGGACAAUCAUUAAGAGAGUAGAGAAAUGUGUUCUACUGUAACCGUUCAUUUGGGCCCGUUUCUUUAAUGUUCAUUUUUUUUGGGGGGGGGUUUAAUGGACUUUUACAAUAUUUACAAUAUUUUAUUAUUUGUUUACAAUAUAUAUGGGUUGUUGUAGCCUCAUAUCUCCUAUGCACAUACAAUAACAGAUGAAUUGUUACAUUAUGUCCCAUUUUUGGACAACUUAGGAUGUUGGCAUUCCGCCAAGGUGAUGGAAAUUGUGUUUUAUUAAGACAGUACACAUAGUUUCCCUGUUUUUUACUGGCGCCUCGCCAUUAAAGCUAGUUAAAGGGAUAGUUCACCCAAAUUACAAAAGUACACAUUGGUUUCCUUACCCUGUAAGCAGUCUAUGGACAAGGUAUGACAGCAAUCCAUGCUUUGGUUUAGUUUCCCUGGCACUGUUUCCACAUGCUAAAGCUUUAGCAUUUGUGACACAAAUCCCAUUCAAAUCAUGGGACUGAUAUUAGCUUUUUUCGCACAUUAUGUCUAAAUCAUCUGAAUGUAUCUCAAAUUGAUUGUGAAGCCCAACAAAUCACUUAUAGAUGUUUUGAACAUGAUGCGCGAAAAAUACUAAUAUUUAUGCCACAAAUGCUAAAAUGUUAGCACGUGGAAACAGUGCCAGGGAAACUAAACCUAAGCAUAUUGUUUUCAUACCUUGUCCAUAGACUGCUUACAGGGUAAGGAAACCAAUAUGUAAUUUUGUAAUUUGGGUGAACUAUCCUAUUAAGGAGGACAAUUAUGCCUUUGCAGCCUAAAUGGAGGAUGCUUUAUGUACGAGCUGGUCCAUGGGGGACAUGAGUGUAUUACCGGGAAUGCACAUCAAUCUUAGAUGAUAGUGCAGAUCUAGCAGCCACUAUCGGCUGCCUAAGCUAGUGUCUAUCCUCUCUUUUAGCCUUCUCUGGUUCCCCUUUGUUGGGGGUAUAUGCAAGUAAAUGGGUUGUACAAAUUGCACAAAUUACCAGGUUUUCCAGAAAUCCAGGUUGGAGGAUUCCCUGAUUUCCUGCUCAUUCUCUCCUCCAACCACAGUACCUAUUCCAACUGGGAUUCCUGGAAAAUCUGGACAUUUUGGCUGUGUUAACAGAAUUGUUCAACCCUAGCCCUAUGGGCCCAUAAAGGGAAUAGAGUGCCAUUUGAGAUGCAACCCUUGACUCUGUAAAGGUGUAGACUAGAGAAACUGGAUUAAUUAUUUGGUGGACAUGGAAAGUGCCCUGAGGCCGUGGCCCGGGGCAGAUUCUCAUGGUUAUAAUGAUUAAGGUUUGACGUAGGGAAAGCUGAUCCUAGACCAGGGCUUAGAGGCUGGUCCCUGGAGUGAAAUAUCACAAUAAUAGAUCAUGAGAUAGACUAGUAGCAAUGUGCUGCUUUCAGAAGACGUUUACCUGCACUGCCUUCUGCUGUCCUGGCUUGCAGCUAUGGGCCCUGGUCAAAAGUAGUGCACUAUGUAGGGAAUAGGGUGCCAUUUGGGAUGCAACCCUGGUUGUUAAUUGUGGUUGAAGAUCAGUCUGUGGGUCUGACUGGUGCAGGCUACACACCAAACACGCUUCAUUAUACUGUGAAUAUAAUGGAGAAAUCUUCAGCUCCAGUAUCGGGAGCGGGGAAGUAGGAAGGGGGAGAGAGGGGUUCGGGUUCGGGUUCUGUAAGAUUGCAUCCUUUUUUUCUUAUCUUUUCUCUCCUUAUUUUGAGUUGGGGGAAGAUGACUGGCUGGCUAGAUAACGCCCAGGCUCCAAAUCCCUAAUGGAGCGUCUGUGAGCACAAGGCAUGAUGGGAGAAAACCUGAGUAAUUUUGUAGAGAGGAGUAAUCUUCAUGGUGGGGUGGCGGCAAUGGGAGAGAGUCUUUUAUAUAGACGUCUCUUCUGAAUCUCUCUGAUUUCCAUAGAAUAACAAUAGAAUUUCACCUUCAAUAUCAUUCCAAAGGCCUACUGUACAUGUGCAUACAUAGGUUGCUCAUCUCUGUUGUAGCUUUGUAGUUAUGAGAGAGUGGCUGCUCAGUUCAAAGAAAAUCCUUUGGGUUUAAAGUAUUGAUUCCCUGUUAUGUUUUAAUUUCUUUGAGUAAUGGAAACCGAGAUUCAUCGUACCUAAAGAUGAAUAUGGUUGUUACAUUUUGAACGUGGGCAUUGUUUUUGUUGCUCAUGGGCAGUCUCUUUCAUUUUGGGCUGUAGUUUUGUGGCUUUUGUUUCUCAUCUAUUUAACGAUGUUCUUCAUAGUAGCUUGUGCCUCCUUAUAAGACAAUACAUAAGUACCUAAUGUGUUACAAAACAAGUGGCUCAUAGAAAUUGUUACCAAAUGUAUACAAAUGGAAAUCAAUACUUAAGACAUCCCCUGCCAGCCAGACACCCAAUGUAUUGUUAAAGUUUAUUAUUAUUUGUUUUGUAAAAUGGUGGCAAUAUACUGGCUUGACCUUGGCAAUUCAAGCUUUUUGAAGUUCACUGCAUGACCUUUGACUGUGUUUUUUAUUUCCUGACAUUUAUAUAGAUAGGUUUGCUACAAACCAUGCUCCAUAGGCCACAGUGAUAUCCCAGACUUAUACAGUCUGCAAAGAUUAACAGGGGUCAUGUGAAAUCAUCUCAACUAAUCAAAACAAUGUCUGUCUGGCUUUUGUAUUAGUCUUUAAUGAAUGAGAAUGAAUUUGAGUAAUAUUGUAUUUGUAAUAUUUAGCCUUGACAUUACAACAAAGUCAUUUUACAACAAAGUCAUUUUUAUUUGCUUUGAUAAUACAGUAAGAAUCAACCAGAGUCAACCAACGGCUGAUCAGGUCCUCCUCUCUCCUCUCCAGGAGCUGUGUCGCCAGCGGAUGGCUGUGCGGACGUCGGAGCGUGCAGAGCGCCCGGAGCCUCUACGCCGCCACUCACGGCUGAAUAGCGCGUCGUCUCAGUUCAGCGAUGGGGGACCCAUGGCCAGCCCCUCUGCCCGUAGCUCCACCUCAUCCUGGUGCGAGGAGCCUGUCCCUGCCAACAUGGACAUCUCCACCGGACACAUGAUACUGGUAAAACAACAUACUACUAUAGUCUGUCUGAUGCGAGGAGCCUUUACCCUCCAUCAUGGACAACAUCUUACAUUACAGUAGACGCUCUUAUCCAGAGCGACUUACAGGAGCAAUUAGGGCCAAGCGCAUAUCGACAGAUUUGUCACCUAGUCGGCUCAGGGAUUUUAACCAGCAACCUUUCACUUACUGGCCCAACGCUCUUAACCGCUAGGCUACCAUCCACCCCUGUUUGGAGUCAGUAUGCAGUAUCCACCCCUGUUUGGAGUCAGUAUGCAGUAUAGUGUGUGUAGGAUAGGAUCUCUAUGAGUGUGUGUGUCUAUGCUCUGGGGUUCCUAUUCCCCUAGCACUCAGCCUCCAGCUUUCAUUCCGUUUGUCUGUCUGGCUCUGUCUCUCUAUCCCUUUCUCGUCUCUAUCCUCGCUAGAUCUCUGCGAUUUUUCUUUCCAUCUCUGUCUUUCUUUCUUUCCAUCUCUAUCUCUAUCUCCCUCUUUUUCAUUUUCUCUCACUUUAUCUUGGCCUGUCGUCUCUGCCAUUCUUUCUCUUGCUCUUAUUUUCUCUCUCUUUGUCACUCUCUUUAUCCCUCUCCCUUGCCACCCUCCCCCCCCUCUCUCUCUCUCUCUCUCUCCCCCUCUCUCUCUCUCCUCUCUCUCUCUCUCUCUCUCUCCUCUCUCUCUCUCAUCUCUCUCUCCUCUCUCUCUCUCUCUCUCCUCUCUCUCUCUCUCUCUCUCUCUCUCUCUCUCUCUCUUUCUCUCCCUCCCUCCCUCUCUCUCCCUCCUGCUCUCUCUCUCUAUGUUGAAGCCAAAGCAAGACGGAUAUUGCAUUGCGAUGAGAGCUGUUCAAAAGAGAAAUAUCAUUACCCAGCUGAUUGUCAGUUGAAGGUUUCAGAUUUUUGUUUUGCUUUUCUUUGAAAAGCUUUGAGUCCCUUGUGGGCCCCCCCAGUUGCACACACAAUGGAUUGUUUUAAUUUUGUUUUAUUCAUUGCAGACAAGCUUGAUAAAAGAGAUGGAUAGAUGCCUGGCAGUGUUUUCAUUAGUGGGGUAAAAUUCAUCACAGUACGUGUCAGGCUUUUGUAUCGGAGUCAAUAGUGAAUGAGAAUUAGUUUGAGUAACGUGUAUUCGUCAUAAUGGAUGGGCUUAUUGCAAAUGUUAUUUGCUUUAAUAAUAACACAGUAAGAAACAGAUUCACUGCAGAUUCACACGGACCUUGACUCCAUUUUGACUCCUGAGUGAUUGACAAGGAGGUUGUUUCUCUUUUGAAUUCCAUUCACACCUCACGUGUAACCAUGUGUAAGAUUGCCUUGGUAUCACUGAUGUCAGACCAGAUUUCUUUCAUCUCUCCUGUGCUGUUCUCUGUGGAUCUCAUGCAGUGUGGACUGUGGCAGUGAUGAGUACCUUACUCUCUCAAGAUAUAUAAUAUAAUAUAUAAUAUGCCAUUUAGCAGACGCUUUUAUCCACAUGCUGGGCUCUCUUAUAGCUCACACCUACAUCUAACUCACUGGAGUAGGAGGCUCUUUCUGGCCCAAUCUACUCUCAUCCAAGUUUCAUUUGGGCUUCAUCCCCUAUGGCACCCUAUCAGCCUGUGGGCCCUGGUCAAAUGUUAUGCACUAAAUAGGGAAUAGGGAAUAGGGUGCCAUUUUGAGUCAUUUGCUUGCACUUUACUUUUCCUACUAGCACUGAUUUUGCUGAUAACUUCUUUAUCAAGGAAGAAUUGACUUACUACGACUGUGAUAUGCGGUUGUCUCACCUAGCUACACUAAAGAGGGCUAAAAAGGGCACGACAACACCUUUUCCCCGUCAGGAGACUGAAAAGAUUUGGCAUGGGUCCCCAGAUCAUCAAAAAGUUCUACAGCUGCACCAUCGAGAGCAUCCUGACCGGUUGCAUCACCGCCUGGUAUGGCAACUGCUCGGCAUCUGACCGAAUGGUGCUACAGAGGGUAGUGCGUACAGCCCAGUACAUCACUGGGGCCAAGCUUCCUGCCAUCUAGGACCUAUAUACUAGGCGGUGUCAGAGGAAAGGCCAAAAAAUUGUCAAAGACUCCAGUCACCCAAGUCAUAGACUUUUCUCUCUGCUACCGCACGGCAAGCGGUACCGGAGCGCCAAGUAUAGGAACAAAAGGCUCCUUAACAGCUUCUACCCCCAAGCCACUGCUGUUUAUUAUCUAUGCAUAGUCACUUUAACCCUACCUACAUGUACAAAUUACUUCGACUAACCUGUACCCCCGCACAUUGACUCGGUACCGGUAGCCCCUGUAUAUAGCCUCGUUAUUGUUAUUUUAUUGUGUUACUUUUUAUUAUAAUUUUUACUUUAGUUUAUUUAGUAAAUAUUUUCUUAACUCUAUUUCUUGAAAUGCAUUGUUGGUUAAGGGCUUGUAGGUUGUAUUCGGCACAUGUGACAAAUAAAAUUGAUUUGAUUUGAUUUGAUCAUAUAUACAAAAGUAUGUGGACACCCUUUCAAAUUAGUGGAUUCGGCUAUUUCAGCCACACCCGUUGCUGACAGGUGUAUAAAAUCGAGCACACAGCCAUGCAAUCUCCAUAGACAAAUAUUGGCAGUAGAAUGGCCUUACUGAAGAGCUUAGUUACUUUCAACGUGGCAAGGUCACCAGAUGCCACCUUUCCAACAAGUCAGUUCGUCAAAUAUCGGCCCUGCUAGAGCUGCCCUGGUCAACUAUAAGUGCUGUUAUUGUGAAGUAGAAACGUCUAGGAGCAACAAUGGCUCAGUCGCGAAGUGGUAGGCCACACAAGCUCACAUAACGGGACCGGCGAGUGCUGAAGCGCUUAGCGCGUAAAAAUAAUCUGUCCUCAGUUGCAACACUCACUACCGAGUUCCAAACUGCCUCUGGAAGCAACGUCAGUACAAGAAAUGUUCGAUCACCAUGUGCAAUGUCUGCAGCAUUGAAAAAAAUAAGUAAUGUCUACAGCAUUGAAGGUCCCCAAGAACACAGUGGCCAUCAUUCUUAAAUGUAAGAUGUUUGGAACCACCAAGACUCUUCCUAGAGCUGGCCGCCCGGUCAAACUGAGCAAUCGGGGGAGAAAGGCCUUGGUCAGGGAGGUGACCAAGAACCUGAUGGUCACUCUGACAGAGCUCUAGAGUUCCUCUGUGGAGAUGGGAGAACUUUCCAUAAGGACAACCAUCUCUGCAGCACUCCACCAAUCAGGCCUUUGUGGUAGUGGCCAGACGGAAGCCACUCCUCAGUGAAAGGCACAUUACAGCUCACUUGGAGUUUGCCAAAAGGCACCUAAAGACUCUCAGACCAUCAGAAACAAGAUUAUCUGGUCUGAUGAAACCAAGAUUGAACUCUUUGGCCUGAAUGCCAAGUGUCACGUCUGGAGGAAACCUGGCACCAUCCCUACGGUGAAGCAUGGUGGUGGCAGCAUCAUGCUGUGGGGAUGUUUUUCAGCGGCAGGGACUGGGAGACUAGUCAGGAUCGAGGCAAAGAUGAACAGAGCAAAGUACAGAGAGAUCCUUGAUGGAAUACUGCUCCAUAGUGCUCAGGACCUCAGACUGGGGCGAAGGUUCACCUUCCAACAGGACAACUACCCUAAGCACACAGCCAAGACAACACAGGAGUGGCUUUGGGACAAGUCUCUGAAUGUCCUUGAGUGGCCCAGCCAGAGCCUGGACUUGAACCCGAUCAAACAUCUCUAGAGAGACCUGAAAAUAGCUGUGCAGCAACGCUCCCCAUCCAACCUGACAGAGCUUGAGAGGAUCUGCAGAGAAGAAUGGGAGAAACUCCCCAAAUAGAGGUGUGCCAAGCUUGUAGCGUCAUACCCAAGAAGACUUGAUUAUGUAAUCGCUGCCAAAGGUGCUUCAACAAAGUACUGAGUAAAGGGUCUGAAUACUUAUUUAAAUUUGAUAUUUCCUUUUUUUUUGCUUUGUCGUUAUGUGGUAUUGUGUGUAGAUUGAUGAGGGGAAAAAACAAUUUAAUCAAUUUUAGAAUAAGGCUGUAACGUAACAAAAUGUGGAAAAAGUCAAGGGGUCUGAAUACUUUCCGAUGGCACUGUAAAUAAUGACUUCCAAGGUUCAAAAUCAGAGUCAGCAAUGGUGGGGUUAGUUUGUAUUAUUGCCCAGACUUUAUUCUCUCCUAUUUUUGUAGACCUUCUGGUGUUGAGACAUAUUGAAACCUGCAGUCUGUGUGUUUUGGUCACUCACACUUCUUCACCGUGAAUUAGAAUGUGUAGGGAUUAUUUCAAUGCACAGUAUGUACAUACUGUGUAUCCAAUUUCAAACAUACAGUAUUCAAAGACAAACAGCCUUUUUAGGACAUGAACAGGAAUGCCAGCUAUGUGAUUCUGCUGGCAGGCUUUCAGCCCCAUGGAUAGCUCCCCACAGUAAUGCUUCCAUUGCGUUUAUCUUGUUGUUGCCUUUUGAUUUCCCUUGGAGACAUGUUUUUAGUUUUCUUUACAGUUUUUAUGCUGUCCAGUAGAUAUGGUCGUGAUGCUGAUAUAAUUUCCAUUGUUACUGCAUAUGUACCCUCCGUAAAUGCUUAUUUGUUGCCUCAGAAAAUCGAUAGCAAGCCCAAGGCAACAUUGCAUUAUUUUUAUGACUUACUUCCAUGUCAAAUCUAAUUGAAAAUGAAUCAUUUGUUGGAGUAAGGCAGGAGAGGAUAACAGCAAAUAUAUCAAGCAUAAGUGAUUUGUUCGCUUUUAUUCGAUCCCUGAUUGAUAGGACUGAUUGCAAUGCCCUUCCUCUCCUGGCUGUCCCUGACCUCAAAUUAUGAGUAGGCUGCCUACUACUCUUUUCAGACACAUUACACUUUCCCCAUUGUAUCCCCUGUGACUUCACACAGUAUUUCAUAGUCAGUUACUGUUAGGAACUCUGGGAACACACCUGCACAACUGUUAUUACAGUAACAGUACAGUGGCACAACAGUAGCAACGUUGUGUUACCUGUGUGCCUUUAUUUCCUCAGUGUGAGUUAAUAUAGCUUCUCUAUGUGGCUUAUGAGGGCUGUUGUUAGGGGGAUUACUCAGUGUUUCCUUGACACCCGUCCUCUCAGCACCUCUGAUUGGCAGCCCAGACACUAAUCCCUUAUUCACUAAACCCUGUUACCCUGGGUGCAUUCCAAAUGGCACCCUAUUCCCUACAUAGUGCACUACGUUUGAACAGGGCCCAUAGGGGCUCUGGUCAGGCCCAUAGGGCUCUGGUCAAAAGUAGUGUACUAUGUAGAGAAUAGGGUGCGAAAUGGGACACACACUCUCUGCCUCUAGAAGAGGAGGUGGUCCGCUGCUUCAUCCGAUCCACAAUCAGGCUGCUACAUCACUAGAUACAUAUCCCAGUUUCCACAUAAAAAGCACAUUUAUUAGAAUUUGUGAUAGACGCAGAGUAAGCCAUUGAAUGGCGGCAAUUCUGUAGCCCUUCUGAAUGUGUAGUAUGUACUAAUAUAGAGUUUCUAUGUCUGUGUAGGGGAGGUAGACGGGUGUCAUGCUGUGCAGCUACAGUGUUUGCAUCCUAAAUGGCACCUUAUUCCCUACAUAGUCUACUACUUUUGUUGAAAAAUAGUGCACUAUAUAGGGAAUAUGGUGCCAUUUGAGACGAGACCAAUAUACUUGUUCCCCGCUGUCAAGAGAACUGCAUGUGACUGGUUCUGUCAAGUGUUCAUGACACCCUGUCAUUCAACUGUCACUUCUGAAAAGACUGCAUUGUUUGUUUGUUGUGUGGGCGACAUAGCCUCCAACAUGCAGAUUUGUGGUCGCUGCCAACAGUAUUUUAAACAGAAUGAUACGAUGGAGAUGUAGACAAUUACUUUUUUUCUCACAAAUUGUAUCAAUUUCAGUCAAAGGGAAAGCAAAGAAUUCUUAUUUAAAGUAAUUGAUGGGUAGUAGUCAAUGACAGCCAACCCCUCUGGGUUGCUAGUUACUAGAGUAUAUCUAUUGUUACUGCAACGAGGCAUUAUAAUCAGACCUACUAAAUGAGGAAUUUAAAAUGUGCCCUCUAUUACAUUGCUUGUCAUUUGGAGUAUGAUCUACUAAGACAUGAGUCCAAAAUGAGUCCAAAAUGGCACCCUAUUCCCUACAUAGUGCACUACUUUUGACCGGAGCCCUAUGUGCUGUCUUAUAAAAAGCAUAUUGACGAGUUAAUUAAGAAGCUGAAAAUAAAAAUGGGCUUCUUCUAUAGAAAUAGCUAAAUAGUAGAAAGCAGACUAUUCAGUCGACGUUCCUAUCAGUCCUAGAUUAUGGCGACAUCAUCUACAUGAACGUAGCUGCCACUUCAUUAAAGCCGUUAGAUGCAAUUUAUCAUAGCGCACUGCGCUUUAUUACGGGCGACAAUUUUAGUACUCAUCACUCUAUUCUCUACCAGAAAGUUGGUUGGCCUUCUUUGAUGUUACAUAGGUUGAUACAUUGCUAUGUUUUCAUUUAUAAAGGCCUUUUUACAAAAAGUCACACUGUACCUAACAUCUUUACUUAACUUUAGACAUACGAGUUACCACACCCGUCUCAGGGUGUAAAUCAGCUUUUAGUGUUUUAUCUUCAAAAUGUUAUAAAAUGUAAUGUUUUGGUGAAUCUAGGCCAAUUCAGAAAGCAGAUUGAGGACCUUUUUACUGAUCAAUGUGUUUGUUUUUUAUGACUUUUUCUUUCUGCUUGCAUUUUGUAUUUAUAUUUUGAUGUGUAUAUUUUCUGUAAUUUAUGUAAUUCAGGGCUCAUCUGUAAAAGAGACCUUGGUCUCAGUAUGACUCCCUGAUAAAAUAAAGGUUUAAUAAAAUAGGUAAUUUGGGACGCAGCCUGGAAAAAAACGGCUGCCAGAAACUGUCUACUAGUUUUUGACAGAGAUAUCGCUUGACAUUCAUAUUUUCUGCCUAUAGUGAAUGGCGGAAGAGGGGAUAUUAGCGGGGCUAAUUUCCCAUACUGUCCUGUACUAUCUCAAAGUAUGUCCCUGUAUAUACCUACGUGUCUGUUGUGUCCAUGUUGAGAGUUGUUUGACAGCCUUAGCUGAGCUGUAGAUAACCACCGUGCAUCACCUCUCCAACCCAACGCACCUCCACUGUCUUUAAUGUGUGAUAAAAGCCGAGCACAUCUGGGUAUCGCUUUCAUUGUAUUACCCAGCUGAUCCCCCACAUCAGUUUAUGAGACUGUAAUCUCCUCCCUUACACAAUGACGGCCUAAACCGUUUAACCCCGCGGGGAGCAGGGAGCGUUGAUACAAGCGUCAGGCGAACACUGUUACUCUGAAAAAGAGUCUUCUCCGCAGCCUCCGAGCUCGAAAAGACCUACCCUGGUUUGUUAGAGGAGCAGCGUGUUCUGUUUUUUUUCAUCCCCCUGCUUUUCUUUUCUCCUUUGUCUCCCUAGCUAAUUACAUUUUGUCUUCUCCAAUCGACGGCUGAAACGCAGACAAUCUUAUCAGGGGCUGUGCAAGCGGUUUGAAAGACGGUGAUUGAAGCACUCUGUAUUUACAAGUAUUUCCAAUGCAGACAGACCUUUCAUGGUCUUAAUUGCGAGGAGCAGUUUUCGGUAGCCCCUCCCUCCCAACACGUCCUGAAUUUACCCCCCUAACCCCCCCCACCCCCUUAAUGUUUACACCAUGGAGAAGCUUAGGACGAAUUACCAUGAUACUGUACCUGAUCAUGGCUCUAGAGCUGUCUGUCUGUCUGAUGACAUGGGUUUAGUUUUCUGCUCCAGUGUGUAGAUAGGAAGGCUUUUGAGAUCCAUUGAAAUAGAGUAGGUCUACAACAUAGGCAUGAAUUGUUUUGUAUUUUAUUUGAUCUAUUCUAGACAGUGAAUGACAAUCACAAAAUAUUCUAUAUUCUGGGGGCACCCUGCUCCAUCCCUCCCCUCUAAAUGUUUCUGUAUGUAAUUACCUUUCCAUUUCCAGUUCAUUACCUUUUGUUUGGUUAUUUAGUUAUGUGGGUUCUCUCCCCUUUGUCUGCUCAGUCGUACAUGGAGGACCACUUGAAGAACAAGAACCGUCUGGAGAGGGAGUGGGAGGCGAUGUGUGGCUACCUGGCUGAGCCCGGCGCCUGUAAAGUGGGCCAGGACAAACACAACACCAAGAGGAACCGCGCCGAUGCCGUGGUCGUCUGUGAGUAUUUUUACACCUCUCUGACCGUGUGGUCAUGUAUGACCGCAGUCUGACCACAUCUCUCAGUAGUCGAUCACUAGGUUAUUCCUGUGUUAUUCAUGACCAUGUGAUCUGACCAAGAAAAACAGUAUUUUCAAUUCCAUAGAAUUUAUCAGUAAUUAAAUGUUUCAGUCGUGGAAAAGCAAAAAAAUGUGUGGUGACUUAUGUAUUUCUAUUACAGAUGAUCAUUCCAGAAUAACCUUGAAGGCCGAGAAUAACCAUGGCAACUCCGAUUAUAUCAAUGCUAGCCCAAUUGUGAGUAGCAGUCCACAUCCCAUACUCCUUCACUUUAUGUUUCUUUUAAGCUUUAUUGUUGCAACUCUACACAAAGACCAGUUGAGGUUGGAUUAUAUUUUGAAAUUCAAUUUGUUUUUGUGAAUUGUCAUACAUUUUCCCGUUGAUCCGUUUGCCUUUGUUCCUCCACACUUUGCCCCUCAAUGAAUUUGCCGUGUCUUGUGAAAUAAUAGUUUGUCACCUUCCCUGUUUUGAAAUGGCUGCUCUCUUGAGAUAACAGCUCUGCUUUAAUGUACUCUUUCCAGAAGAAUGGUGGUGUAUUAUUAUUUACACUCAAUAAUGUGUCCCCAGAACAAAUCCAAAACGACUCAAAUAUCAGAAAGGUUCAGCGUUAUAUUCCUGUAUUAAAAAAAAAAACUAUUUGGAGAGAUGGACUAAAAGCAUAUUACUGAACACCAGUGCUUGACUUGGGCAGGAGCUCACCAGAGCUGUCAUGGGUGGCACUCUGGGAAAUAUUUUAAUAAGGCUUUACACUAAGCAGUGUGUUAAUUUAACACUGUUCCGGUGUCUAUAGGGGUCCACAGACUCAACACUUUCAGUGUUGAUUUAACACUUUCAGUGUUUUGUAGUUGUUUUUACACUGUUGACCACAUCUAUUUAUUGUAUUUCCUGCAUUUUAAUGCAUUCAUAAUGUAUUAAGUAAUAAUGAUAUCAUACUUUCAUUAUAACAAUCUAUACGUAUUACUGCUUCUGAAGUCAUAGUAUUUUGAGUGAUAAGACCCUUUCAACUUCUACUUAUCUGUGUUGUUGUUGGGCUGAAUCUCGUAUCUCUCCUCCCUAUUUCUCUCUGUGUUUGAUAAGAACAACUUCUGCAAGAUUGUCCUUUAAAGAUAUGUUAUGAUCAAUUUCUCCAUUUGCAUUUCUCCAAUAUUAGAACGUCAAACCAAUUGAUCUCUUUCCUGUAUUUGCGUUUCCUUUCAAAGUGGAAAACAAUUAAAUGACAAGUGGAGUUGUCAUUUGGAGUCGUUUCUCCACUCCUCCAUGUUGCCAUUAGUAGUCAGAGUGGGUUAUGCUGUGCUUGGUGCAGAGCAGAGUAGACACAGUAAUCAGUGAUCCAGCGCUGUACGGAUGAAAGCAUGGUAAUUACGCCACAACAGGACCCCUGGCUGAGCCCUGCGAAACUACCAUAAUUACGUCUGUCAACACACCCUCUUCCUCCUCAUUAGCCCAAGGGAAAUGGCCCACAAGUAAAUCAUUUGUCAUCUUUUUCUUGGAAUGUGGGGUUCGAGUGGUAAUGGGGUGGUAAGGGGGGCAUCCACUCUACCCCCACAGUCAUGGCGGGGUGACACAAAAAAUUACCUUAGACACGCAUUAUGCCCCGAUGCUCCUCCAAACUUCUUCAGCUCAGGUCAACAGACGAUUGGGCACCCACAAUAUACAGUGUCAUUGGUGUGAGGUUUAGCUGAAAGGAAUCCAGCACGUAGUGUCUGCGUUCUAAAUUGCACUCUAUUCCCUAAAUAGCACUACUUUUAACCAUAGCCCUAUGGGCCCUGGUCAAAAGUAGUGCACUAUAUAGGGAUAGGGUGCCAUUUGGGACACUGCCAGAUAAUAGUACCAGGACGUGCUGUAGAGACACAGUAGAUUGUCUUUAAUGGACGUCUUCUCUUCUUUUAUGAACUUCUUUCUUUAUGAGAUUUCAUAGUAGUUAUAUUAGCACUGACUAGGAGAGAUGAUUAUAGAGGUUUAAUUAAAUUCUAAUCACUUUGACUACAGAUGUGCAGCAUAAGCUAUGGAAGCGUAUAGCUCUUCCAUAAUAUGAAGCUAGCUAACAUGGGCCAUUAAAAUGCACCUGGCUUUACAAAUACAUUUUGUAAGAUUGCCUGGAAUUCCUGUUGCCUAGCCGUGUUAUUCAAAAUGGCAUUUCUGGAGAAGAACUAAAGAAAUGAAUGCCCUUUUCCAUUCUAUGCGCUAACACCUCAGUUAGGUAGCAGUGCUUUGUUAGCAUCACACUCUCCUGCCUAGUUGAAAUUUCACAGAUGGCUUUUUUUUAUCCUGACAGAAAUGAAAGACUUGAUGCUAAAAGCUAUAGGCCCCAGCUCCCUGUUAGGCAAUCUCAAGGACACAGACAUACAGUAGCUAUGCGCUGCCUGACAUCACUGUAUGAAUACUAAAGGCAGGACAUGAAAAGAUGGCCUCCGUAUUUCAGCUUCUCUCCUGCUCUUCUCUCUCUGUUGGUGGGAAAGCUAGAUAGACCUUGGGAAAACAGCAUCUUUACCAAAUAAAAGCUGUUUGGUUUGAGGUUUGAGGAAAAAAAAUCUAACAGAAUAUUAAAGUCGGGUAUAACUGAGACCAUUACCGACACCAUAGAGGCCCUGGUCAAAAGUAGUGCACUAUAUAGGGAAUAGGAUGCCAUUUGGGAUGAACACAUGCAAGAUCAAUACCACCAACAUCAUGAACAACAACCUAAUUAUGAAGAAUAAAUAAGCUCUGGACUUGUGUCUCAAAUGGCACCCUAUCCCUAUAUAGUGCACUACUUUUGACCAGAGCCAUAUGGGCCCUGGUCAAAAGUAGUGUACUAUACAGGGAAUAGGGUGCCUUUAGGGACUCAGCUUCUGUCUCCACUCUGUUAUUGCUCCAGCCCUAAAUGGCUCCCUGUAAGUGCUGCACAAUUGCACCCAUUUCCAUAGUAAUGGGUGUGGAUGUCAGUCAUUGGAGUGUCAUCCAGUGGAUAUUCAGGACUGAUUUCCGUGCAACACAAAGGUUUAUCACUGUCUUCUUCUCUAUAUUAAGAGAUAUACUUAUCUCAAUGCAAGACUAUUGUAUGAAACUGUUGUAUUGUAUGAACCUUUGCAGUAUGAAAGCACGGGAACAUAAAAGGGCUAUGAUUCAUUUCAUACAAAACAGAACUCGACUGUGCAAAAAUAUACCGUAAUAUCAUGUUUACCCUCAAAAAUACAGAACAACCAUUUUUUUUUUGCACAUUGCAAAAUGGAGCCCUGAAAGUACAAAUGCCCAAUGAACUGAAGUGCACUGAUUCGGCUGGUUAGCUCUGGUUAGCACAGGCUGCCCACGUUAAAUGGGAACCAAAGUGUUUAUUUGGGGAAUACAAAUUCUGUUGCACCCCUUCAUUACACAUUCAUGUUGCUUGAAGUGUGUUUGACUGAUGAUCUCGCCGAAAUAACUAGCCUCUAAUCAGCCGAAAUAUAAAAAACCUAUCUUCUGUAAUGAAACAAUGGCUUUGUCUGUGUGUUACAAAAUGGCUGAAAUUCCAAAGGGUUUACUCAUGUCUUCUCUAUUCUACUUCUCCUUUUAACAAUAGCCAUGACUAAUGCUCAUGUGCAAUUUGGCUUGAAAUAUCUAAUAUUUUGUAAACGCUAUUUGUUCCCUUUUGUUCAUUGGCUUUCUCAGACUAAUAUGAAUAGACAGACAGUAAAGGCCAGGGUCUUGUUCUGUGGAGCUGGAUGUAGAGCUGGUAUCAAGCCCAUUAUGUUGAAUCUUUAAUAUAAAACAGAACUUCAGGGGCAAUUGCAGAACUCCUUCUAUCCUUUCCUCUGCCCUCUGUAUCUCUGGGUUCUGCAUGCCAACACUCCACACACACACACACACACACACACACACACACACACACACACACACACACACACACACACACACACACACACACACAUACACACACACACACACACACACACACAGAGAGAGAGAGACACCCCGAUCGCCUCUUCUAUAGGCCCCUGUGACAUUCUCUGACUAGCAUCAAUAAUAUGUUGGAGAGACGAUGUAAUUUCCUUUAAACAUGGUCUUCCUCUAAUCAGAAGCAUUAAAGAAUAGCCAUGCCUGGAGGAUAGAGAGGGGGGAAAGGUAACAGAGGGAGGCGAGAGAGAGAAGUGGAUGGAGUGAAGAAGUAAAUGUGAAAACAGAAAUGGAGACCCGGACGGCCAUAGAAGAGAAAAGGCGGGAGCACAACCCUUAGAUUAUCAGAGAGAAUGCAUGGACUGCUGUUACACUGUCUUGAUAAGCUAGCUCUAACUGUAGAGACAGGGCUUGCGUCCCAAAUGGCACCCUAUUCCCUAAAUAGUGCACUACUGUAUAUAGGGAAUAGGGUGCCAUUUGGUACACAGGCAGUAUGUACACAGGCAGUUCACCCAGUCUUCACACACAACUCUUGUUCUUCUUCCCGUCUUUUGCCAGAUGGACCAUGACCCGAGGAACCCCAUGUACAUCUCUUCACAAGGCCCUCUACCCUCCACCGUGGCUGACUUCUGGCAGGUAAACCAUAAAAUGAUCGGUGACGUCAUUUUGAAUACUGAAUAGCUCCCUAUGUGUUUAUGCUAGAGACUUGCUGUUUCUUGUAGUGAUAUGAAGUUUGCGCCUAUUGCAUAACAUGGGGCUUGUGAAAGUGGCUUUUUUCUACACGAACACGAAGGUGUUGGUUGUUCUGCUCUACCAUGCACACAAGCUUCAGGGGAGUCGUCUGAAGGUAACCCAGUACCAGGCGCUUAUUUAUUUUGUUGAGUUUUCUUAUGUCUCUUGGCAUUCUCUCAACUAACUUCAUGAGGUAGUCACCUGGAAUGCAUUUUAAUUAACAGGUGUGCCUUCUUAAAAGUUAAUUUGUGGAAUUGAUUUCCUACUUAAUGCGUUUGAGCCAAUCAGUUGUGUUGUGACAAGGUAGGGGGGGUAUACAGAAGAUAGCCCUAUUUGGUAAAAGAUCAAGUCCAUAUUAUGGCAAGAACAGCUCAAAUAAGCAAAGAGAAAUGACAGUCCAUCAUUACUUUAAGACAUGAAGGAUAGUCAAUACGGAACAUUUCAAUAACUUUUAAAGUUUCUUCAAGUGCAGUCACAAAAACCAUCAAGCGCAAUGAUGAAACUGGCUCUCAUGAGGACCACCACAGGAGUGGAAGACCCAGAGUUACCUCUGCUGCAGAGGAUACGUUCAUUAGAGUUACCAGCCUCAGAACUUGCAGCCCAAAUAAAUGCUUCACAGAGUUCAAGUAACAGACACAUCUCAACAUCAACUGUUCAGAGGGGACUGUGUGAAUCAGGCCUUCAUGGUCGAAUUGCUGCAAAGAAACCACUACUAAAGGACACCAAUAAUAAGAAGAGACCUGCUUGGACCAAGAAACACGAGCAAUGGACAUUAGACAGUGGAAAUCUGUCCUUUGGUCUGGAGUCCAAAUUGGAGAUUUUUGGUUCCAACCACCGUGUCUUUGUGAGACGUGGUGUGGGUGAACGGAUGAUUUCCCACACCGAUUUGUAUUUCCCACUGUAAAGCUUGGAGGAGGAGGUGUUAUGGUGUGGGGGUGCUUUGCUGGUGACACUGUCUGUGAUUUAUUUAGAAUUCAAGACACACUUAACCAGCAUGGCUACCACAGCCUUCUAUAGCGAUACGCCAUCACAUCUGGUUUGGGCUUAGUGGGACUAUCAUUUGUUUUUCAACAGGACAAUGACCCAACAGACCUCCAGGCUGUGUAAGGGCUAUUUUACCAAGAAGGAGAGUGAUGGAGUGCUGCAUCAGAUGACCUGGCCUACACAAUCCCCUGACCUCAACCCAAUUGAGAUGGUUUGGGAUGAGUCGGACGGCAGAGUGAAGGAAAAGCAGCCAACAAGUGCUCAGCAUAUGUGGGAACUCCUUCAAGACUGUUGGAAAAGCAUUCCAGGUGAAGCUGGUUGAGAGAAUGCCAAGAGUGUGCAAAGCUGUCAUCAAGGCAAAUGGUGGCUAUUUGAAGAAUCUCAAAUAUAAAAUAUAUUUUGAUUUGUUUAACACUUUUUUGUUUACUACAUGAUUCCAUAAGUGUUAUUUCAUAGUUUUGAUGUCUUCAGUAUUAUUCUACAAUGUAGAAAUAGUAAAAAUAAAGAAAAACCCUUGAAUGAGUAGGUGUGUCCAAACUUUUGACUGGUACUGUAUAUAUUUUUUAUACCAACAGGGGUCCUAAAAUUCUAAAUCAAAUGGCUGAAUUAUACAUUUUAUUACCAUCUUAAAACAAUUCCAUAUGUUAGCUUAGUAGAUAUUGCAAUAUAAGUGCUUAGACUUACAGAGGUUAAUGAAACUAUGAAAUGUACAUAGGUUGACUACAGGAUUGUUUUCUUUUUCAGUUAAUUAUUACGAUUGUCCUCAUGUAACAAGGUUUGUUGCAUUAUGAUACAUCAAAAGAAAUGACAGUAGCCUACACCUCUGUGAAUAUGAAUACAAGGGAGAUUUGCCAGCUUGCCAUUUAGACCUGAAGUUACCUUCAGCUAUUCUGGGAACCCGGCAAUGCUUUGCUGCCUCAGAUUUAUGCCGGGUUACCAAAUGGUGCUAUUAUGCAUUAAUGUGAAAGCACCCCAGUCAUUAGGAUGGCCAUUGCUCCCAUAGAGUCGAAUUAAUGCAUCAGCUGUGGUACUGUUGUGUCUGUAAUAUGAAAGCAUGGACCAGAGACACGCACAGCCUUCGUCCCAAAUGGCACCCUAUUCCCUUUAUAGUGCACUGGUCAAAAGUAGUGCACUAUAUAGGUAAUAGGGUGUCAUUGGAUACACAGCCAUAGACCAGCUGGCCCCUUUACUCCCCCUGUUGAGCUGAAGGUACACUAACAGUAGGUCCAUACAUGUCAUUAUGGAGUCUGUACUCCUGUAAUGCCACACAGAAGGAAAGGUUUUCAUUAUUGAGAAAGCAGAUGUCAUUUUAAAAGAGAUGCUUGUUAAUGGUGUCUUUCUGACGCAAAUUGUGUGUGUGUGUGUGUGUGUGUGUGUGUGUGUGUGUAUAUGCGUGCAUUUGUGUGCGUCUGUGUGUGUGUGUGAGUGGUGUCAUGUUAGAUGGUUGGUUUGUAACACAGCAAUUAUGCUUUUAUCAAGCCAUUAUGCUUUCCCUUUGUUUAAAGUGCACCUUGAUUGAAUACACCAUUUUGAAAUGGCUUUUGUUAAUGUGCUGUCCUUACUCUUUAAUGGAACAUUUUUAAGCACCUCAUGAAAAAGUUGCUUAUUGUUUGCUUGUUUGUUUGUUUUUCAUUUCAUCAAGUGAAUAAAUAACAUAUCCAUUAUCAAAAUGUAAUUCAAACCAUUUACAGCUGAAUAUUUGGCUUAGAUUACACUAAAACUAGCUUAUCGCAACUUGCAAAUAAUUGAAAAUCAAAACUACAGUAUACCCAGAGUGAUGGACUUGAAAAGAUUGCAAUAAGUAAUGAGUCUUUCAACUUUCAAUAUAGUUACAUUGGCCUUGGAUGUACUUAAAAACUCUUUCCAAAUAAACUAACAGAAAAACAUGUAAAUAAGAGGCGAGGUGCAGGAGACGAGGAGUCUUUAGCUUUGGUCUGUCUAAUCCGCAUUGGGCUCCUGCAGCACUCUGAAAGGCUCUCUCUAAUCCUCCCCUCCCAUUCUCCCUCCCUCCUUUCCCUCGCUACGUACCCUCGUACCCCCAGCCCUCCACCUUCCCUCCUUUCCUCUGUCCCCAGCCAUUACCUCUGCUCAACCAUGGCCUCACCCGCUCUGCUCUCUCUCUCUCCCUCUGCUACUCUCUCUCUCUCUCUUUCUCCCUCUCUUAUCCUCCCUCUUGUCUCUCCCUCCCCCUCUGCUCUCUCUCCCCCUGUACUCUCUCUCUCCCCCUCUGCUCACUCCUUAGAGUUCAGGGAAUAAACCAGUCACCGUGAGGGUUCAAAGAGCUAAACAGGGAUCUUGACUUGGUUCUCUUUUUAUUCUCUGCUUGUGUGCUCAAUAAUGGAGAGGGAUGUCUAGUCACUAAAUUACUUUAGAAGUUAAUUAAAUAAAAAGUAUAUAUUGAAUUCAUUUGUUUAUUCUACACUCUUCGGGAAAAAAGGGUUCUAAAAGGAUUUUUCGGCUGUCCCCAUAGGAGAACCCUUUUUGGUUUCAGGUAGAACCCUUUUGGGUUCCAUGUAGAACCCUCUGUGGAAAGGGUUCUUCAUGGAAACGAAAAGGGUUCUACCUGGAUCCAAAAGGGUUCUUCAAAGUGUUCCCCUAUGGGGACAGCUGAAGAACCAUUUUAGGUUUUAAAUAGCACCUUCUUUUCUUAGAGUGUAUCUGUCAGUAUUUGCAAAUUAGUAAAACAAAUGAGACAAAUAAAACUGAUUAUUUCAUUUGAUGCCUCUUCUUUGGUACUUCUACCAACGUGCCUAGACGUGGGCACAGUUGGCUUGUAAUGACACUGCUGGGCUGAAUCACAGAGGUACACUCUCAGAAAAAAGGGUUCCAAAAGGGUUCUUCGGCUUUCCCCAUAGGAGGACCCUUUUUGGUUCGAAGUAGAACCCUUUUUGGUUCCAUGUAGAACCCUCUGUGGAAAGGGUUCUACAUUGAACCCAAAAGGGUUCUAUCUUGAACCAAAAGGGUUCUUCAAAGGGUUCUCCUAUGGGGACAGUCGAAGAAACCUUUUAGGUUCUAGAUAGCACCUUCUUUUGUUAUUGUUUACAGGCAGGACCAUUGUAUUUUUAUUGUUCUCAUAAAACCAGUGUUUCUUCCUCAUUUUCCUAAUGGCUGUACUGGGCCUUUCUACCUUCCAAGGAGAUAUUAGAUUGUGAUAAGAUGAAAUGGAGUGAAUCAGUUGAGCUAGCUCAGUUGGCAGGGAGAGUGAGGGGCACACGGAGGCGCUGUGUGACUUCCUCUGAACUACUGUACAGUAGUACAGCUCAACUGAUCACACGUCAGUGGUGGUGCAGACCAAUAACGUUCACUCACACAAUCCUGUACAUCGUAUAAUAACGUAUCUAUCCUGCUGAAUGACUAACAUUGAUUUAAUUUCAAUAGCAUAACAUCAAUCAAUCUCAAUGCGUCAUUAUACAGUUCUUCUUGUGCUGUCAAUGUUCUGUGGGACCUUUCUGUAUUAACUACUACUGUAUUGACUCAUAGUGUAUUGACUCAUACUAUAUUAACUCAUACUGUAUUGACUCACAGUGUAUUAACUCCUACUGUAUUAACUGCUACUGUAUUAACACCUACUGUAUUUACUCAUAGCAUAUUGACUCAUAGUGUAUUAACUCCUACUGUAUUGACUCAUACUGUAUUGACUCCUACUGUAUUAACUCCUACUGUAUUAGCGCCUACUGUAUUGACUCCUACUGUAUUAACUCCUACUGUAUUGACUCAUAUUGUAUGAGUGCCCUGUCUUUGUUAAUAUGACUAGAUUUGAGCCCUCCUAUGUUCCCUUGUGUCUUCAGAUGGUGUGGGAGAGUGGAUGUGUGGUCAUCGUCAUGCUAACGCCCCUGUCUGAAAAUGGAGUCAAACAGUGUCAACAGUACUGGCCGGACGAGGGCUUCAAUGUCUACCAUGUAUAUGAGGUAAAACAAUUGUCCUUGUUUAGGAUGUUAUUUAUUUGUUUAAGAUAUUAUUCAUCUGAAUUUUUAUGAAAUGGUGUCCUUCCACAUAUCUGUUUGUAGUUGAUUUGGUCCAGGGGUAUCACUCAGAGAGAGUUAGUCUACAGUAAUUGAUAUACAGGUAACUGCCAAAAUAAAGGAAACACUUGAGUAAAUGAGGGAUACAAAGUAUAUUGAUAGCAGGUGCUUCCACACAGGUGUGGUUCCUGAGUUAUUAAGCAAUUAACAUCCCAUCAUGCUUACAUGCAAACCUUAUUGGCCAAGUUGCGUGCACUGAGCGUGCAAAAUAAAUGUACACAUAUGUUACUUAAUCAUUUCCCCCCACACCGUUCGCACGCGUGAACGAGCAUCUGCAUAGCCAAGCGUUAAAAUAGAACUUGGUUCUAUUUGAGACACGCCACGAGCUGCAAGUCCCCUCCUUAUUGGAUACACCCGCCCACCCGACUAGAAUCACCACUCUCGACGGGUCUGACCUAGAGUAUGUGGACAACUACAAAUACCUAGGUGUCUGGUUAGACUGUAAACUCUCCUUCCAGACUCACAUUAAGAAUCUCCAAUCCAAAGUUAAAUCUAGAAUCGGCUUCCUAUUUCGCAACAAAGCCUCCUUCACUCAUGCUGCCAAACAUGCCCUCGUAAAACGGACUAUCCUACCGAUCCUUGACUUCGGCGAUGUCAUUUACAAAAUAGCCUCCAACACUCUACUCAGCAAAUUGGAUGUAGUCUAUCACAGUGCCAUCCGUUUUGUCUCCAAAGCCCCAUACACUACCCACCACUGUGACCUGUACGCUCUUGUUGGCUGGUCCUCACUACAUGUUCGUCGUCAAACCCACUGGCUCCAGGCCAUCUAUAAAUCACUGCUAGGCAAAUCCCCGCCUUAUCUUAGCUCAUUGGUCACCAUAGCAGCACCCAUCCGUAGUCUGCGCUCCAGCAGGUAUAUCUCACUGGUCAUUCCCAGAGCCAACACCUCCUUUGGCCGCCAUUCCUUCCAGUUCUCUGCUGCCAAUGACUGGAACGAAUUGCAAAAAUCUCUGAAGCUGGAGACUCUUAUCUCCCUCACUAACUUUAAGCAUCAGUUGUCAGAGCACCUUACUGAUCACUGCACCUGUACACAGCCCAUCUGAAAUUAGCCCACCCAACUACCUCAUCCCUAUAUUGUUAUUUAUUUUGCUCUUUUGCACCCCAGUAUCUCUAUUUGCACAUAAUCUCUUGCACAUCUAGCAUUCCAGUGUUAAUACUAAUUGUAAUUAUUUUGCACUAUAGCCUAUUUAUUGCCUUACCUCCAUAACGUGCUACAUUUGCACACACUGUAUAUAUAUUUUCUGUUGUAUUUUUUGACUUUAUGUUUUUUUUACCCCAUAUGUAACUCUGUGUUGUUGUUUUUAUCGCACUGCUUUGCUUUAUCUUGGCCAGGUCGCAGUUGUAAAUGAGAACUUGUUCUCAACUGGCUUACCUGGUUAAAUAAAGGUGAAAAAAAGAAAAAAGAAAAAGAAAAAUCCCACAUGGUUGCUUGAAAACGAACGAGGAGAUAUUAAUCAAAGAUAACUAACUAAAAACUAACUAGGUUUCCCUUUUUAUCUGUGGAUUUAUCGUCAGAAUAGAGAAACACAUGAUUGUUGUAUGAUCCAGGUCAAAAUUCUACAAAGAACCAGCUAAAAAGGGGACCAUGAUCAGGUUAAAUAACAACUCAAUGUUCAUCUCCCAUGACAAACUACUAGCAACAGCUAUCUAGCUUAAUGUCCAUGAAUGUUUCAUGUGUGUUUCAACCUGUCCCCAAAUUAAUAUAGUUGGUGUCGUGAUCGUGUCUGGUGGGUAUAGACAAAAUCAACAUGCACAUGAUGGUGCACGCGGACGCACACGCGUAACCGGUGUAGUCAGCAUGUUAUGGUCAUGUAUAAAAAUGCUGGGCAGGCCAUUAUUUUGGCUACCAUGGCUAUGCCCCCAUAGGAUGACAAUGCCCCCAUCCACAGGGCAUGAAUGGUCACUGAACGGUUUGAUGAGCAUGAAAACUAUGUAAACCAUAUGCCAUGGCCGUCUCAGUCACCAGAUCUCAACCCAAUUGAACACUUAUGGGACGUUCUGGAGCGGCGCCUGAGACAGCGUUUUCCACCACAAUCAAAUGAUGGAAGAAUGGCGUUGCAUCCUUCCAAUAGAGUUCCAGACACUUGUAGAAUCUUUGCCAAGGUGCAUUGAAGCUGUUCUGGCUCGUGGUAGCCCAAUGCCCUAUUAAGACACUUUAUGUUGGUGUUUCCUUUAUUUUGGCAGUUACCUGUGCCUGGUAAUACUGUAGUUCUCACCACAGAAAUAGAAUCACUAGAAGGGACAUCUCUAUUCAAGUCAAUAAUGCCAUAAUGGGUGUACCCAUGAGUUUACUUGUCAAAUUGCCAUGGCCAGAGGUUUUAAGAACGUUUGGUUGAUUCUAUUUCUAUUGUCUCACUCCCAUCCCUUGUCUAUGCAGGUGAACCUGGUAUCAGAACACAUCUGGUGUGAGGACUUCCUGGUCAGGAGUUUCUACCUGAAGAACCUGCAGACCAACGAGACGCGCACCGUCACGCAGUUCCACUUCCUUUCCUGGGUGGACCGCAGCAUCCCUGACUCAGCCAGGAUCAUGCUGGACUUCCGCAGGUAGGCCACCUGUCCCCGUCUGACCAACGGCUGCUCCUUUUGUCUCUUGUAACUUUCCCAAAAUUCCCAGGUUUUCCAGAAAUCCCACGUGGAGGUUUCCAGAUUUCUUGCUUAUUCCCUCCUGAUUCUGGGAAUCUUCCAACCAGGAUUUUUGGGGAUUUUUGCAAAGUUACCAGAAUUUUGCAACCUUAGGGGUUAGCUUGUGAUAUGAUAACGCUCCUUUUGUUGCUGCCCUGCUUCCACUUGUCUACCUGUUCUCUCCGCUGAUCUUUUCCCUUUAACUCCUGUAGAGAAUGGCUUUAUAUGGUUGUUCCUGUAAGACUUAUGUUUCUGCACUACUUCUUUGAUCGUAGGGCUAUUUUCUCUCCUCUGCUCAUGCAAGGCAGCAAAUUAACCGUCCUCAUGGCAUGGCUUGAAAAAUCUUAAUUCAAACAGCCAAUUAAAUGGUAAACGUCAAGCUGAAAAACCUAGGUGAAUGGAAGGGAAAGCCAAUGACUGUCUAAUCUCUCCUCCAUGUUCUUCAUCUGAUGUAUGCUGGCAGAGGAGCCGCAAUAGGCCCCCAGGGAAACACCCUGAAAGGAAUUGGAAAUCCCACUCCAAAUGAGAAUAUGUGCCUUCAGAUGUGUGGAUGGAUGGAAUUCUAACCUCCUUCUUCACAAUUUAGACCAGAAAAAAUUAAGUUAAGAAUUGUUUUGUUCUUCUGUGAUUUUUUUCUUCUCCUAUUUGUGCUGUAUUUCAGACUGAAGUGCAAAAUAAUGAUGUCCAAGAAAGGCACUAAUUCUUUAUCCUAUCAUCUGAAACCUCUCUGACCUCUACUGGUGCUGAAAGCUCGUACCUACACUCUAAAACAUGCUGGGUUGUUUGGUUGACCCAACUGCUGUGUUGCAGGCAUUGGGUCACUUAGUUGGGUUGUUUUCUUUAAUAACUACUGGGUUAUUGAUGCUGGGUGCUGGGUUAUUGAGAUAUGCCCCAGCGGGUCAGAUCUGAAGACUGGAGGCGUAGUUUAGUAGGGGUGAGGCUUUCAGCUAGUUAUUUUUAUCCACCCAUGAGAAUAAAUGUUAUUCCUGUUAAUUUGACAUUUUAGUCAUUUAGCAGACACUCUUAUCCAGAGCGACUUACAGUUAGUGAGUGCAUACAUUUUCAUACUGGCCCCCCGUAGGAAACGAACCCACAACCCACAAAUGGGAACAUUUGAAUUUGUAUUAUGUGAACUUAACAUAAUGAACAGAAUGACAUUUACUCUCACGAGUGGCCAAUAAGAUCUAGCUGAAAGCCACACCCUAAUACGCCAUGCCUCCUCAAAGUAACCUAAGGAUUACUUUAAAAAAGACCCAGCUGCUAGGUCAACCCAGCAUGAGAGUAAGAAAUACCCAACUGAUGGUUAAAUUAACCCAUGUUUGGGGUAAUCCCAACAACCCAACUUGUUGGGUUAUUCAAGCAACCCAACUGGCUGAGUCAAAAUACUGAGUUUGCUUCAUGUUUUAUAACAAAUACAGAACUCAGCUGUGGCAGGGCUUGCUCAUUGGCUGGUAUGUUGGAUGUCCAUCUAAUUGGAGAAGCUAUGCAGGUUAGAGAGAGCUCACCAUGCUAAAAGGGUAAUUGCUAUCACACUAGAGGUCAUUUGGUAUCCAGCUCUCUCACUACGGUAGGGGCCUCAUGUAGAGGAGGUGAGUAGGAUUCGCGCUCUCAUGAUAAGGUAGCCUUACCUGCGACUUCAAAAUCAGUGUCACCCUCAGCCCAUGAGGAAAUGUCCUCUUGGUCUAAUGAUUAAGACGUUGGUUUCCAGAGCAGGAGAUCAGGGUUCAGAUCCCACCCGUGACCCUCAUAACCACAAUGCACCACUCAUGUAGCGGUUUUGGCCAACUAAGAAAUUAGCGGUUGCCAGUGUCAUUUUUGUGAUGUUGCAGCUAGUAAUAUGAGCCCAGUUGCAUAGUCACAAAAGUGAUCAUUGGAAACCGUGUCUCUUCAGCCAGGCCUGUGCACACACUUUCUCUCUCUCCGCUCCUCUCACUUUCACUUUUCCACCCCUUUGGUUUGCAUAAUAACUCCCACCUACUCUGUUCACUCUCAAACUACUCAAAAUGUCUGGUUUGUUUGAUGAAUUACCUGUAAAAUGCAUUUUAUUUUCAUCCUACUUUUUUUUUGUUUUUCUUUCACAAACAAAUGUUCCUUCUUAUUAUUCAAAAAGUGUUUAGGUCUUAUUAAUUGAAAUGUUAAUUUAAAAAUAUGUAAUGAAUGGAGUAUGGUUCGUUUUAAAUGUAUACUAGGUCACAACGAUUAUAUGCUACUGUAUAUCACAUACAAUGCUAGUAUUUCAUAAAUUACUGUAUAUAUUUAUUUUACUAGGCAAGUCAAUUAAGAACAAAUUCUUAUUUACAAUGACGGCCUACACCAGCCAAACCUGGGCCAAUUGUGCGCCGCCCUAUGGUACUCCCAAUCACGGCCUGUUGUGAUACAGCCUGGAAUUGAACCAGGGGGUCUGUAGUGACGCCUCAAGCACUGAGAUGCAGUGCCUUAGACCGCUGCGCCACUCGGGAGCCCAAAUGAUAAUAUUCCUGUGUAGGGUUAGACAUUUUUUUUUCUUUUUAAAUUUAAUUGAAGUUAGAAAAAAACAGAACCGAUGUAGCCAGUAGUUUCCAUGGCAAUAGACGGCUAGUUGGCUCCCACUGUGUGUCUGUGGUGUGUAACAUUCAUAAUUGUGCAAGGUUAAUGCGUCGCGGAUCACGACAUCUCACCACCGCAUCCAUCACGGCAGUAAAUACAUGUCACAAUAUGGUGUUUUAAAUUACCCUUCAUUCAUUCUCAUUGUUCAACAUGGAAUACUUUUGUCCUCACAUUAUUUUGAUUGGCAAAGGUAAGGUUCAAACAUUACUGAAUUACAGAAUUUUUGUUUCAUCCUUUUUUAUUGCCUCUAAAAGUAUAAACUGAAUUUUUCCUCAUCAAUGAAAUACAGUAAGCAGCAUGUGACCCUUUUUUGUGAGUCAUCUACAUAUUUGAUUUGGUGAUGUACAAUAUACUAUAUGUCUUUUAUCUAGCAGAAUUUAGCAGAUGUGCUCCUAUAUUGUUUUGAAGUGUGACAUUAAUAGCAGACUCUCUUCUGUUUCAUUACAGAAAGGUUAACAAGUGCUACCGGGGUCGGUCUUGUCCAAUAAUUGUCCACUGCAGGCAAGUAUACUACAAUAAUUAUAACCUUGUAACGAUGCACUGGCUGAAUGGGUGUCAAUUGCAUUGCAUGACAGACUGAGUAUAUACACUCCACUACGUAUUUAUUUGGACAGUGAAGUUAAAACAUAUUAUUUGACUCUAUAUUUCAGCAUUUUGGAUUUGAGAUCAAAUGUUUCAUAUGAGGCAACAGUACAGAAUGUCACCUUUUAUUUGAGGGUAUUUUCAUACAUAUCAGUUUUACCAUUUAGAAAUGAAAGCACUUUAUGUAUCUAGUCACCCCAUUUGAAGGUGUCAUAAGUAUUUAAUUCACCUAUAUGUGUAUUAAAGUAGUGCCAUUUUUUUGUAUUUGGUUCCAUAUUCCUAGCAGGCAAUGACUACAUCAAGAUUGUGACUCUUCAAACUUGUUGGGUGCGAUUGCAGUUUGUUUUGGUUGUGCUUCAGAUUAUGUUGUGCCCAAUAGACAUUAAUGGUAAAUAAUGUAUUGUGUCAUUUUUUUGUCACUUUUAUUGUAAAUAAGAAUUGAAUGUGUUUUUCAACACCUCUACAUUGAUGUGGAUGCUACCAUGAUUAUGGAUAUUCAUUAAUGUAUUGUGAAUAAUGAUGAGUGAGAAAGUUACAGAGGCAUAGAUAUCAUACCCCCCCCCCCCCCCCCCCCCCUCCCUCCCAAAGAAAAUGGUAACCUCCACCGUUAUUGGUAAUGGUGAGAGGUUAGCAUGUCUUGGGGGUAUGAUCUUUGUGCCUCUGUAACGUUCUCACUCAUAAUUAUUCACAAUUCAUUCAUAAUGACAUUUGUAGAAUCACAAGCUUGAUGUAGUCAUUGCAUGCUAGGAAUAUGGGACCAAAUACUGAACUUUUGACUAUUUUAUUACACAUACAGUAAAAGUGUACUUAUGACACCUUCAAAUGCAUGUUGGCAUUAAUUGGGAUGACUCAUGUACUGGAGGCAGCUCUGCAGGGUAGUCAGUAGUUGGCAUGGUCACAAAAUCCUAACCCUGACCUUAACCCUAACCUUAACGACACUGCUAACCUUAUGCCUAACCCUAACCUUAAAUUAAGAACAAAAAGCAUUUUUUUUGUUUUCAUGAAUUGUUAUGAUAUAUAGGCAAUUUUAACUUUGCAGCUGGCCCAUCUAGCGGAAAUUACUCUGCCUCCAGGACAAGAUUAAUCCCAAUAACCGUCAACCUGCCCUUCAAAUGGGGGGACUAGAUAAAUAAAGGUCUCUCAUUUCUAAACUGUAAAACAGAUAUGCACGAAAAUACCCUCAUAUAAAAGGUAACAUUCUGUACUGUCGCCUCAUAUGAAACAUUUGAUCUCAAAUAUAAAGUAUAAAGACAAAUUAAACGUUUUAGCUUCACUGUCCAAAUAAAUACAGAAGAGAGCAUAGGAAGACACAGUUAGACACACAGUUACCUAAAAUAUUGAUAUUUCUAUUUUUUGGAUCAUAUUCACUGACCAUACAAAUGUGUACUUUUGGAAACCAUAUUGCACAAAUAUAUUUUUGGUUUUGUUUAGUUAGUGAAGCUUCACUCGUUAUUUCUUAUGGCAGGUAUCUGCCUCCAUCUCUUUAAUAGUGUUCAGUCAUGCACUGAGAGUUUCUGUCUGUCUGUCUUUCCGUCUGUCCGUCCGUCUGUCUGGCCAUAGAGGUCUCUGCCUGGUCUCUAAAUGAGAAGCAGUGGAUUAAAUAAACAGUGGCACUCCUCGCCUCACGCCGCUCUCUCUGUCUCUCCUGUUUUAUUGGCUUUGCCUUUAUUAGAGAGAUAGUGCACGCCUUGUUUGCAAUUAACAUGCAGACAGAUUGAAUGCCCGGCAGGCACAAAGAGGGGCUUUUUAUGCGCCUAUCUCUGGUGGAAUAGCAAAGCAGGCUCCCCAAAGCCGCUCUGCUAAUGGCCUCUGGCCUCGCCGCCUUCCUCUGCUUCUGAGGUGUCUGUCUGCUGCACGCUCACGCUGCUGCUGCUUUUGAAAGCUUUUGUCCCUCAUAAUGCCAGUUCCAAACCAGUCCUCUCUAUAGAAGUAUUUGGACCACACACACAUGCAUGUGUACACACACACACAGACACACAUGCUUGCACACGCCCACACACACACACACACGUAUAUAUGUUUUGUAUAAUUUGUUCUUAAAAAUCUAAACACUGCAGAAAAAUAUGUAUAUAUUUUUAUGAUGAUGACAACUUUUUACGCAAUGGUUAUUAUAGCUUUUAUUAAUAUCUUAUGAUCUUCAAUUUAAUAUAUUUGAAAGAACUGCAAUUUACCAUACAUUACCCAUUUGUACCCGCGUGUAUUUAUACUGUACAGUAAACUAUGUAAUAUAUUUGACUUUUUAAACACUCCUCAUCAUUUGUAUUUCCUCACAGACUUUACAGCAAUAAUACAAGACAUUCUAAAUGAGCUAUUUAAUUUAAUGUAAGAGGCAAACACUAACUGUUGUAUUGAGGGAUCCACUCUGUGUCCUUUUUCUGCCUCACUAAUGAGCGUCUUCGUCUCUCUGGUUGCUUUGCAGUGACGGGGCUGGCAGAAGCGGAACAUACAUUCUGAUUGACAUGGUCCUCAAUAGGAUGGCUAAAGGUAGGAGUCAAUGGGCCUCUCCGUCUCGCACUCUUUCUGCUUGUGUGGAGACGUCGCCAUGGCAACAGUGA